Trichoderma reesei QM6a is the source of this 1464-nucleotide messenger RNA. RefSeq lists its product as uncharacterized. Gene Ontology annotation, molecular function: oxidoreductase activity; heme binding. Bases 1 to 1464 code for a protein of 487 amino acids. The transcript is spliced from 4 exons. Lineage: Eukaryota; Fungi; Ascomycota; Sordariomycetes; Hypocreales; Hypocreaceae. The record is from RefSeq and is a predicted model, not a curated record.
AUGGCCAAGGUCUUCGAUGCCGCCGAAGUCGCAAAGCACAACACGGCCGACAGCUGCUGGGUCAUCCUCUACGGCCAUGUGUACGACGUGACCGACUUCCUCUCCUCGCACCCGGGCGGCGCAAAGGUGAUCCUCCAGCUGGCCGGCAAAGAUGCCACCGAGGAGUUCGAUCCCAUCCACCCGUCCGGCACGCUGGACGAGCUCAAGCCCGAGGCCAAGCUGGGCAAGGUUGAUCCUGCCAGCAUGAUCGACACGAAGCCGGCGCCGGUCAAGAAGGACGACGACGCUCCCUCACCCCUCGAGACGCUGCUCAACCUCGACGAGAUCGAGGCCGAGGCCACCAAGCGCAUCUCGAAAAAGGCAUGGGCCUACUACUACUCCGCCAGCGACGACAUGAUCACCAAGACAUUCAACAAUACAGUCUUCCGAGACAUCCUGCUACGGCCCCGUGUCUUUGUCGACUGCACGCAAUGCGACUUGUCGACGACUCUCCUCGGCCACAAGGUUGGCCUUCCCAUAUACGUCAGCCCGGCUGCCAUGGCCAGGCUAGCUCACCCGGACGGCGAGCUUGGUAUCGCCAGGGCAGCAUCCAAGUUUGGCGCCCUUCAGCUCAUCUCCAACAACUCCUCAAUGACACCAGAGGAAAUCUCUUCCGAAGCAAAACCUGGCCAGAUCUUUGGGUGGCAGUUGUACGUGCAGAACCGCCGCGAGCGGAGCGAGGAGAUGCUGCAACGCAUCAACAAGAUGAAGGACCGAUUCAAGCUCGUCUGCCUGACGCUAGACGCUCCCGUGCCUGGCAAGCGGGAGAUUGACGAGAAAUCAAACUUUGACAAAGGCUUCGUAGUCGAGCCAGGGGUCAAGGGCGGCCAGGAGAAGCGACCUGGCGGUGGCGGCGUGGGCCAGCAGCUCUUCUUCGGCACGGCCAGCGACUUGACGUGGCAGACGACGCUGCCGUGGCUCACAAAGCACACAGACUUGCCCAUCGUACUCAAGGGCAUUCACACAUAUGAGGACGCCUACCUAGCUGCCAAGUACGCGCCCCAGGUCAAGGCCAUCAUCCUCUCGAACCAUGGCGGCCGAGCGCUGGAUACAGCCUCACCCCCAGUCCACGUUUUGCUCGAAAUCAGAAAGUAUUGUCCCGAGGUGUUUGACAAGAUCGAAGUCUGGAUCGACGGUGGCAUCAAGAGAGGCACCGAUGUUGUUAAAGCUCUCUGUCUCGGCGCCAAAGCUGUGGGUAUUGGCCGUGCGGCCUUAUUUGGUCUCGGAGCUGGAGGCGAAGCUGGUGUGGAGCGAACACUGGAAAUUCUUGAAGCGGAGACAGCCACAUGUAUGAGACUCCUCGGAGUGAAGAACAUACAGGAGCUCGGCCCAAGAUUUAUCAACACGCGCCGUGUGGAGAGAGACAUUUACGACGGGCCUGCGGAGCUGGGCCAGCCGGGGCUGUGGGCAAAGUCCAAGCUGUGA